AGCAGGUGUUCAACAUGGCGAUCUCGGGAUUCGGAUCUCACUCUAAUUCACUCUUUUUCUGCGCGAUUUUAGCAACGUUUCUUCAUAAAGGAGCCUGUCAGAUCAUACCAGUGCAGGGUCAGAACCUGGUGACGAAUAACGUCUCUGUGGUCGAGGGCGAGAUGGCAAUUAUCAGCUGUCGGGUGAAAAACAACGAUGAUUCCGUCAUCCAGCUGCUCAACCCCAACAGACAGACCAUCUACUUUAGAGACAUGAGACCCUUGAAGGACAGCCGGUUUCAGCUGGUUAACUUCUCAGACAAUGAGCUUCUGGUGUCAUUGUCCAACGUGUCACUCUCGGACGAGGGACGGUACGUGUGCCAGCUCUACACGGACCCCCCACAAGAAGCCUACGCAGACAUCACUGUUCUGGUUCCACCAGGCAACCCAAUCUUAGAGUCCCGAGAGGAAAUUGUUAGCGAGGGGAACGAGACGGAGAUAACCUGCACCGCCAUGGGCAGCAAGCCUGCUUCCACCAUCAAAUGGAUGAAAGGGGACCAACCACUGCAAGGUGAGGCGACUGUCGAGGAGUUAUACGACAGGAUGUUCACUGUCACCAGCCGGCUCAGGCUUACCGUCUCUAAGGAGGACGAUGGAGUGGCCGUCAUCUGCAUCGUUGACCAUCCGGCCGUGAAGGACUUCCAGGCCCAGAAAUAUCUGGAAGUGCAGUAUAAACCAGAAGUGAAGAUUGUGGUGGAGUUCCCAGAGGGUCUGACCAGAGAGGGGGAACAUCUCGAGCUCACAUGCAAAGCUAAAGGCAAACCACAGCCUCAUCAAAUUAACUGGCUCAAAGUGGAUGAUGAUUUCCCCUCCCACGCCGUGAUUACUGGCUCUGAUCUCUACAUCGAAAACCUUAACAAGUCAUACAACGGGACGUACCGCUGCAUGGCGUCCAACUUAGUGGGAGAAGCCUUCGAUGAUUACAUCCUUUAUGUUUAUGAUGUUCACACCACAACCCCCCCACCCACCACUACCACCAUCAACCCUGAUGCCUCCCAAGAUUCAAGAGCAGAUGGAGUGCCGCAGAAAAUUGAUCAUGCCGUCAUCGGAGGUGUCGUCGCUGUGGUUGUGUUCGCCAUGCUUUGUCUUCUGAUCAUUCUCGGCCGAUACUUCGCAAGACACAAAGGCACCUAUUUCACCCACGAAGCCAAAGGAGCGGACGACGCAGCAGAUGCCGACACCGCCAUCAUCAACGCAGAGGGUGGGCACAACAACUCAGAUGACAAAAAGGAAUACUACAUAUAACUCAGACUGGACCUGCUAGCUUCCUGUGCUGAACAGCAAACUGUGGACUGCUGGGUUGGGAGGUGGGGGGUUGUGGGAUUCAAUCAGGCUGGAUUCACACCUGCGCAGCUGAUGAGACGACAAUGAAGGUCCUGCCAUCACUGCGGACGGGGUGUGGGAUGGCUGAGCACUGGGAGAGCUCAAUUUUAGACCGCUUCACCAUCCGACACCUCCUGCUGGGGCCGGUUUUGUUCAGUUUAAACAUUUACUAAAAAUGUUGUGCCUUGUUCUGUUGUUACUGAAGUACCCACUUUUAUCAGGACACCCACGAGCUUCAUACCGUCUCGCGAAUGGUCCAAACCCACAAUCCGUUCUUUUUUGUUUUAAUUGCCAGCGCAUCAGUACAUUUUAAAGCGCUCACGCUGUUCUGUCUGCAGGUCUGAAAGAAGCCACACACAAAGUUUAAAUGUAAGCUAGAGAACGAAGGCUCGGGUUGUUGACGUGGAUAGGUUCCGAGUGAUUUAUUGCCUGUUAUUCUUCUUAGUCCCUGAAAAAUGAGUUAGAAAUGUUAAAAACCUUCUUUUGUGACCGAGAUAGCUACAAAGCAUUCUGAGGCAUUAUUGUGCCAUUGCAUUUUUUAUUAAAUAUACUGUAUGUGAUUCUAAUCGGUUUGUGUUUAAACUCAUUCUGAGUUGUUUUGCAUCGUCCCUACCUGCCCCAUUACCCUUCAAAUUUAUUCUCAAUUACACCUGGACGUUAAAAACCAAUGCCAAGCAAACAGCUCAAUGGCUCCUGGUUAAGCCGUAUGAGAAAGUUGUCGAAAAGAAGUACCCAUAGAAGUAAAAUAGUGUGUAAAAUAGUUUUCAUAUUUAGCCUGUUCUCAGUCUGAGGUUGAGGUCGGUGGUUUAGUGCUUCUGUGCGCUUUUCAUAGUAUCAACAAUUCUAAACGAAAUAGGACAAGCCUGUUCUGUAUGUUGUAAGCCAUACUUAUUGUAUGUAGCCCUCCCACACAGUUUGGUCAGCAGAGCUUUUAUUCUUCAUUUCUUCAAUGUAGCUUAUUUGUAGAUGUCUGGCUGAAUGUAAUAACUCUACAAUAACGUAAUAGUUUAUAAAUGUGUGCAAGUUAAACACCGUUUUACUGGCGAUUUAUGUGUGCGUUUGUAUUGGGGAGAAUGCACGGAUGCCUAUUAUGUUCUGUCAAUGUAUUAAAAAAUAUAUAGAAUUUAUUAGAAAUGAUUACAUUAUUGUAGAGUUGGUUGAUUUAUGACACUAUUUGUCACACCAGACAUUGUUUUUCUUAUCUUGGGCCUUCACACACCACCCUAGAGAAUACAGAUACACAUUGUUUGUGAUUAUAUUGAGGAUGUAUAGGGAUAUUUUGAAGUUGUGGUGAGAUUAUGGUUAAAAAUGUAAAAUUCUUGUGACAGCACAUUGUUUGGUCAUAGCGUUUACAUGAAUUUGUGUAUUAUGGAGUGCUACUUUUUUGUUUGUUUUUCUUUUCUUUAGUGUUAUUACAGAGAUUAUCUGACCAUUGUUUGGAUUUGAAAAUGCUUAUUGAUUAUGGUAUAUUCGUGCAAGGCUAGCUAAUGCCUUUCUUUACAUUUGGUUAUACAGAAAGAAACUUUUGUUCUGAUUGUGAUUGUGUGUUGUACAGAAUUUUGUGGUUUUAUACAGCAGCAGUAGAUUUAUUUUAAAACGUUUUGAAAACAAAACCUACAUAUUGAUUUAGAGUGUAAUGGAAAUAAAAGGUAAAAUGACAACACCAUCAACUCAGACAUGUAGUUAAAGUCUGUAAUUUGCCUCAAAGGGAUACUCCACCCCCCCCCCAUAAAAAAUGUCUCCAACAUAAAAUAAAAUAAUUAAACAUUACAUUUUCCUAUUGUGGUUCUCAAUGACUGUCAAUGACAGAAAUGUCAGUUGCUAACAUUCUCCCAAAUUUUUGUUUUGUUUAACGGAACAAAGACAUUUACACAGAUUUGGAACAAUUUGGGGGCGAGUCAUUUAUGACAGAAUUAAUUUUUAUUUUUGGGUGGAGUAUCCUUUAAAAACAAAUUAGAAUAUUUUUACUGUAUGCCCCUAACUAACAUGCCAAGCAUAUAAGGAACAAAAAUAACAAUACAAAUUUAUCAUAUUACUAGUUUGACAUAUUUUAGACAUAAAACAAAUUUUUAACCUUUAAACAUUUCAAAUAAGGAAUUGAGGGCUACAUUCAAACAAUCAUUCAAUAUUGACAUUAAAUUUUUAGUGGUGUUUUGUCCAAAAGAUCUCCACAAGAAGCAAUAUGGGUUAUUAUAUAUUGCUUAUAUCAACCCAUGCAGCCAUAACACCAUUAAUAUCAUUCUUUUAGUAGUUACUAAUCUAAAACUGCCCACAUCUAAAAAAAAACAUCACUUUCAGUGUAGGUCAUCUCAGGUCUUUGGUUUUAUGUUGUUUUGCAUCUCAGGUAGAAUGCAAAAUUCCCCAACGAACUUAUUAUCAAAUAACACAGAGUAGAGCAUUUUCCAUUCUACAUGUUUUAUCUGUUCUUUAAAUGCUGUGCACUGUGUAAAUGUUUAUAUUACUUUUUAAAGAUAUGUCGCAGCAAACUACAGGUUUAUUUGAACUCAUUUUUGGACAACUUGUAUAUCAUGCAUCCUUCCUUGUUUGCGUAUGUUUUCUGUUGAAUAGUUUGUCUCAUCUAUGUAGUUUGUAUUCCUGUGUAUUUAAAAGUAUUUACAUUUUCCCGAUAACACUUUGUAUUUGACCAUAAAAAUACAUUUUUACAGAAAUGAAGCAGUACUGUCUUAAUAAAG
Molecule: messenger RNA, 4054 nt
Organism: Triplophysa dalaica
Lineage: Eukaryota; Metazoa; Chordata; Actinopteri; Cypriniformes; Nemacheilidae
Gene: cadm1b
Product: cell adhesion molecule 1b
Exons: 11
Coding region: 15-1283 (422 amino acids)
Biological process (GO): cell recognition; detection of stimulus; susceptibility to natural killer cell mediated cytotoxicity
Cellular component (GO): neuron projection; synapse; plasma membrane
Molecular function (GO): signaling receptor binding
Source: RefSeq, a predicted model, not a curated record